UCUUUCCUCUGCAUUAACUCAAAUACAGCCAGAAAAUGUUCCUCUAUAGGUUUAAUGUAACAUUGACCUUAUAAAAAGUACAACACCUCAAAAUGUACUAAUCCAUUGAAUAUUAUUAUUAUUUUCCCUAUUACCAUUACUAGUCAUAUUAUUAUUAUUUUAGCACUUUAUACAUAUCCACUUACAAAGGUGCUCCUUCUGCUUCUGAUUUGACAAUUACGCCUCAUGAACGCGCACGUCAUGAGGUCACGCGCAGCACGCAGGUGGGAAUCGCUUUCAAAUAGUUUGAUUCAGCGUCUACGGUGUGUGGUUAUUCAUCACGCACAAAGUUAUCCACGCAGCCGACAGCCUCCGCACAGUUUAGACCGCGUCCCAAAUGUACAAAGCUGAACAGUGAUGAACGAAACGAGCCGCAAUGGAAGAGGGACUGAGCAACGUCAAAGCUCUGAGGGCCAAGUUUCAGGAAGAGGCCCUCCUCGCUCGAUCCAAAGCCAGUCGGCCAGCUGUUGCAGAGAAACCCAAACGCUUUUCUCCUCCUGGAGGUCACUGCUGCUCAGUGGUCGGCGGUAUUAAUGCCGCUGUAGAAAACCACCUGCCGGUGGUUCCCCGGGUCAUCUUCAGAGAUGAUCUGCGGGUGUCUGGAGGCAGGCGACCAAUUUCCUUUCCCCCGCGACCUCAGCAGACCUCCCCCCCGUCUCGGCCGGCCAAUGGAGACGGCACAACGCGGCAGUCCCUCAGAGACCGACACAUGCCUCUAGUUCUCCCUGUACGGCCUGUAAAAGAGCUGCCAGCCCAAAAGGAGCACAAACUGCAACCGGAGCCCUGGCGAGAAGUCCUGCCGCAAACAAAAAUCAAGAAGAAAGCUCUGCUGCUUCCUUUCAAGUCACCCAAAGUGUCAAAGGUCAGUGCACAGAAUGGAGAGGGACCUACGUAUGCUGAUUUAACCAACAGGCCUUGCAGUGCACCCGGUGAGCUGCCCUCGGUAGUAAAACCAACCGCUGAAGGCGGCGUUUCGCUCGGCAGGGACCAAUCUGCCGAGUUCCCCCUCUCCGUCGCCGACAUCCCGAACACCCCUCCUCCCGCAGAGGCCGGCGUCGAUUCCAACAACAAAUUCAUAAGCACCCUGGAGAGAGCCAAGAAGAAGUUUUCCAGCAGGCAGAUGUCCAUCUCCGCCAAACCCAAGAACUGGCGUUGUCCCGACUACGCCCCGAGAGACGAGGGCUUUCAUUUGCUGCCGAGUGCCGUCGGGGAACCCGAGCCUCCCGUACCCUCACCGCUCCACUGUCUGUCGGCCCGGCCUUUCUUCAAAGUAAACCCCUCUGCACCCAGGUCUGCGUGGGAUAAGCAGUUUGCCAGGGAUAAAUCUCAUCCCUCUGUCAGGGCCGGGGCACCUCAUUCACCCUCGGCUCCUCGAGAGAGGCCUCUACCGGACUGGAGGUCACUGGGGCCGCAGCCACCUAAGCCCCCCAGGCCUCCAUCUGUAGAUGUCACCCGUUACUUCCGACGCACACUUCACGUGUCACCAGGUCUUCCAGCACCAAACAAAGAGCCAGAGGGUGAGCCCCCAUCUGUCUCCCAUGUCCUACAGGCUCCAGAGUUUCCAGACUUUGAGAAUUUAGAGAUGGAAACUACACACAGCGAGGCUUUUGACAUUGCUUCACUCGAACUGGAGGCCUUUGACUUACUCAGCACUGACCUUCCUGCACCAGAAGACUGCAGGCUCAUCGGUUUCAAGGAACCUGACUCACCGGUGUGUGAUCCUCCGCAGCCCCAUUUCACCACCGGCAUCCAAGACCUGAACCUUGGCAGUCAAAGCAUACUACCCCUCGAUCCAGCCAGCUUCCCUGAACCAAUAAACUUCUCAGCUUUCCCACAGCUUGCUGUAUCAGAGCGAUGGGCUCAAAGGGAGGCGAUCGUAGAUCCUCUUUCUAGCACUCAAGCUGAUGAGUCUGAUCCGGGAGAUGCUGAGUCUCGCUCUGCUACACAGGAAACAGACAGUGGGAGCCACACAGGGUUGACUGAAGCAAUUCAAUCGCAUGCAAGUGUAUCUCGACAGGACAGUUACAACGAAGCGUGGAAUAAUGUGUAUGAGGAUGUCGACAAUUUCAACAAAGUGUUCUCGGGCCAGAACUCGCGUAAGCUAAAGGACAGUCUGAAGAAUCCGUAUGCAUACAACCAACCUAUGAAGGACGAGGCGUGUCUUCACAUAUGGCCGCGGAAUCCGUGGGGCACUGUGUCCGGAGAACACGCUCAACUGGUCCAUAACCAUGUCCACAGUCAAGGCCGCCAAAGCCCUAACAAUGCUGACCUUAAAGAACAGAGGAAGAGGGAGAAGCAGCGACUGGAGAAGGACAAAAAAAUCCAAAAAGAAAGGGAGAAGAAGGAAAAUGAAAUGAGAAAGAAGUUCAAAGUGACCGGCGAAGAGGACGCCAUGUACCACGCCAAGGUGAUCGCGGCGAGCAAAGUCCGCAAGCACGACCUGCCGGUGAAGAGCGGGGACACCGUCAGCAUCAUUCGCACCACCAACUGCCCCAAAGGCAGAUGGCUGGCCCGGGACGCCAACCACAAGUAUGGUUAUAUCUCUGUGAUGAACGUAGAGCUAAACAUCAAAGAGAUGCUUGAGCUCGGCAAGAAGGCCCAAGCAGCCGGCCGAGGGGGCAACCCGGAGGGAGACACCAUGAGCAUUGGGAGCAGAUCCUCGGCCCAGCCGGUGCUAACGAGCAGCUUCACAGAUGACAGUGAAGAGUGGGCCUGUGAAGAUGAGACCAUCUCCCCCUCCAGUGAAAGCCAUAGCUAUCCCCAUCAGACGGCCUCACUGCCCGAGAUGUCAUGUGGCCAUGUCAGCGCCCUGCAAACUCUGAGCGAUGCCAACCUGGAAGACCUACACACACAGACCAGACACGAGGCCCUGCAAAAACUCGCCAUCUUCUUUCAACACGGUAGAGAGGAGUUUGAUGACCUCCCCAAUGGCAACGGAGUGACCCCUGCAAAUGCCAAGAAAUCAGACUUGUUGUGCGCCGUUGAAGAGCCUCCCUUGCCUGAACAGAAGGUUGACUUCCCAGAGGUGGGACUCCUUCCUCCCCCGCCGCUAUACGCAGACACCUUCUGAUCGACACGCCACGUCGCCCUGAAGAACAUCUGCCGCCGAGGCCAGUGUGCCAUGUCGCUGGAAACGUCCUUGAUCCUGCACAAUGGAAACCAUUGUGAAUGAAGCAGCUGAUGUGACCCCUGUAAUUGUUAUUUCAGUUUCUGUUUGUUUUUGUUUGUCCAUAUUUCACAUUAUAUUCUACACGGUUGCUGUUAAAGGAGCACAAGUUAAAACAUUGCACUUAAGUCAAAGAGCUAUGUCAUAAAGUAGCCCCUAGUCACUUGUGAAUCUUACGAUUAAGGAUUUGUUUGAUAAUUUGUUCUUGGGAUUUGGGAUUUUUCUUUUGUUAAUGUGUCCCAUUUAAUAAAUAUCAGUUUUGAUUGUUUUGUUUUGGGGUGAUAUUGUUUGUCCCUGAUUGGAAAGGCCCACUCGCAGAAUCACUUCUAAAGAGUAAUUCUUCCACCACAGCAACUUGCUCCUGAGCUUCUCUUUUAUCUUAUCAGCACUUCACUCACCUGAUACUUUGUCGACAAUUUUUUAGUGUUCUCCUUUUUCGUGAUGCAUAGAUUGCUACACUUAAGAUUAUUUUACCGAUGUGAAAAAAACUUCUAAAUA
Messenger RNA from Pungitius pungitius (ninespine stickleback), 3703 nucleotides. RefSeq lists its product as uncharacterized. The record is from RefSeq and is a predicted model, not a curated record. The transcript has 19 exons. Gene Ontology annotation, cellular component: plasma membrane. Gene Ontology annotation, biological process: integrin-mediated signaling pathway; protein localization to plasma membrane; T cell receptor signaling pathway. Lineage: Eukaryota; Metazoa; Chordata; Actinopteri; Perciformes; Gasterosteidae. Gene Ontology annotation, molecular function: protein binding. The coding region runs from base 416 to 3109 and encodes 897 amino acids.